CAUGUUUAUAUUUGAUACCUAUUGGACAACUAGAAUGCACGUAGAAGUAGUGAGAUUUGUGAAGUAAUGUGAAAAUUAUAAAAAGAAGAGAGCAAAGGUCAAAUGUUUCGAAUAUAUUAUUAAUACGAGAAAUAAGUAAAAAGUAUGAGCUUAUCCGUAGAUCGAAGUUCGGAAGAUGAGACAGCUUUGCAUUUUGAAGAUUUUCUAGAGACAGAUAAUAAAAAACAACAAUUUCAGAUUAUAUGGUACACCUAAAAAUUUCAAUCAUUAUAUAUAAAUUUUAUCUCUUUGGACAUAACUAAAUUAUAUAUUUAAUAAUAUAAAAAAAAAAGUGUGAAUUGCACAAUUUCAAUGCUUUUUUCAUACUUAAUAGAAUUUAACAAACAGUCUUACAAGCAUUUGCUGGGAAACCUGUAUCGACUACUCUACUCUACAAUUAAGAACCAAGAUAGGAAAAUGUCUUGUGAAUUGCAUUGAACAUUUCACCAACACAACUUAUUUCAUUGCGAAUACAUAAAAUUGCAUUGUUAUUGGUAAAAGUUCUAAUACUGAUUUGAAAUAAGAUAAAUAUACAAUUUACAAAUGCAAUAAUUACUAAAUACAUUUUAAUUAAGUUUCAUUUUUAAGUGAUCAGAAGAGAACUAUAUUGUAAAGAUUAUAAUUUAUAAAUUUCAAUGACAGUAUGUUUUCAAGAGUGAGAGAAUUUUUUGGUCGUCAUAAACGUAAGUUUAUGUAUGGAGGUAUUAUUGUUGGAAGUUUUAUUUUCUUAUCGCGUUACACUCAAAGAAAAAUUCGAGAAUGGCAAGAGAAAGAGAUCAAACUGAUGUUAGAGAAAACUCGACGACGUCAGUAUUUUGAAAGUACAGAAAGAACGUGUAAUCAGAUGAUCUUUAAUCUUUCAUCUAAUUUAAGAGAAUCAGUGACAAAAGCUUUAGAUACCACUGCUAUAGUGAAUAAACUCAGAAAUGGUUGCAACGACAAAGUAGCAUCGUGGAACGAACUGAAAGUAUUAGCAAUUUCAAGAUCAGCCGCAAUUAUUUAUUCUCAUGUAAUGUUUGUAGUACUUAUCAGAAUUCAAUUUAAUAUAAUAGCUGGCCAUAUGUAUAAAGAAUCCCCAAAAGAAGGAGAUAAUAUCAAAGAGAAUGAGGAUUUGAAAACAAAGUAUAUGUCUUUAUGUCAUCAUUUUAUAUGCGAAGGUACACAAAAAUUAUGUGACGUUAUAAAAGAAAAGGUCAUUGAAAUAACAGCGUCUAUAUCUUUAAUUGAUCAAUUAUCAUUGAGAGAUUUAGAACAAAUAUAUUGGUCUAUUAUGUCAUCGGUAACUGCAGAUAGUAGAAAUCCAACGGAAAAUCUUUCAACAUAUAUGCUACCAUUGCAGUGCGAAGAAGAAAUGAAUGAACCUUUAUCAAAAAUUGUUUAUGCAACUUUAGAUUUGUUGGAAAGUGAAGAAAUACAAGAAUUUAUGCAAAGUAAUAUUCGAAGUGGUUUCGUUUUAUUGAUGGAUCAUAUAUCCGAAUUUUUUAAUACUAAAACAMAUAAUAAUAAUAGUACAAGUAAUGGAGUAUCAAUACCAGGAACUUCGAAUCGUAAAGAUAUGAUUUGGACAAAUUCUGUUACAACAGAGAUUUCAAAACAUUCGGAUAGUAAUUUUGUUAAUAUAAAUAAGAUCACUAUGCCUAUGGCUAAAUUAAUUCCAAUAAUAAAUGAACGAAUUCCAGAUCAACCUAAUUCUAAAGACGUAUCUAGGGUAUGGCUACAACGCCUCAUCUUAAAUGCUGAACUUAAAUUAUUUGGAGCUAACAUUUUUGAAGCUUUUAGUUUUUAAGAUAAAAUUUAUUAUAGAAAAAUAACUACAUUUUUUAUAAUUAUUUAUAU
Messenger RNA from Polistes dominula (European paper wasp), 1875 nucleotides. RefSeq names its product peroxisomal biogenesis factor 3 (gene Pex3). Lineage: Eukaryota; Metazoa; Arthropoda; Insecta; Hymenoptera; Vespidae. Gene Ontology annotation, biological process: protein import into peroxisome membrane. Gene Ontology annotation, molecular function: protein-macromolecule adaptor activity. The record is from RefSeq and is a predicted model, not a curated record. Gene Ontology annotation, cellular component: peroxisomal membrane.